This is a messenger RNA of Miscanthus lutarioriparius, 282 nucleotides long. The record is from the annotation of a GenBank genome assembly. Lineage: Eukaryota; Viridiplantae; Streptophyta; Magnoliopsida; Poales; Poaceae.
AUGUCCGCCGGAAGCGAGAAGCCGUACACCUUCGCGACCCCCUCGGCCGUCCCGGGUCCCUUCUCCCGCGGCUCCGGCUCCGCCCCCCCCACCCCCACCGCCACCGCGGCCGCGACAGAUAGCACUGGGAUGAGCUCGUCCUCCGGGGCGCCGACGAAGAGCCGAAAGCCGCCGUUCCGGCCCGCCGUGGACGACACAAAGCCCGUCCUCCGCGAUCCGAUAUCACGGUCGGACCUGGCGGACACCGAGGAGGUCGUGCUGCGGCUGCCGCCCUUCCCCUAA